Molecule: messenger RNA, 1104 nt
Organism: Exophiala spinifera
Lineage: Eukaryota; Fungi; Ascomycota; Eurotiomycetes; Chaetothyriales; Herpotrichiellaceae
Product: ribosome-interacting GTPase 1
Exons: 3
Coding region: 1-1104 (367 amino acids)
Biological process (GO): cytoplasmic translation
Cellular component (GO): cytoplasm
Molecular function (GO): GTP binding; GTPase activity
Source: RefSeq, a predicted model, not a curated record
AUGGCGACCACAGUAGACAAGAUCAAGGACAUUGAGGCCGAGAUGGCCAAGACGCAGAAGAACAAAGCCACUUCUUUUCAUCUGGGCCAACUCAAGGCAAAAUUGGCAAAGCUGAAGAGGGAGCUAUUGACCCCUUCGUCAUCAGGAGGAGGUGGUGGCAGCGGCUUCGACGUUGCAAGAACCGGCGUCGCUUCAGUCGGCUUCAUUGGCUUCCCUUCAGUGGGUAAGUCGACCCUCAUGAGUCGCUUAACCGGGCAGCAUUCUGAAGCAGCCGCCUAUGAAUUCACGACCUUGACCACCGUCCCUGGUCAAGUCAUGUACAAUGGUGCAGCUAUUCAAAUGCUGGAUUUACCCGGCAUCAUCCAAGGCGCAAAAGACGGCAAGGGUCGAGGUCGUCAGGUCAUUGCUGUGGCGAAAACUUGCCAUUUGAUCUUCAUUGUCCUUGAUGUAAACAAGCCUCUGACUGAUAAGCGUGUCAUUGAGAACGAGCUGGAAGGUUUUGGCAUUCGUAUUAACAAGGAGCCACCCAAUAUUGUGUUCAAGAAGAAGGACAAGGGCGGUCUGAACAUCACCAGCACAGUUCCUCUGACACACAUCGACCACGACGAGAUCAAGGCGGUUAUGAACGAGUACCGCAUCAAUUCAGCAGAUAUUGCAAUUCGCUGUGAUGCCACCAUCGACGACUUGAUCGAUGUGUUGGAAGCCAAAAGCAGGAGUUACAUACCAGUCAUCUACGCCCUCAACAAGAUUGACUCGAUUUCGAUUGAAGAGUUGGAUCUCUUAUACCGCAUCCCCAAUGCUUGUCCCAUCAGCUCCGAACAUGGCUGGAAUAUUGACGAGUUACUGGAGCUGAUGUGGGAAAAGCUUCAACUGAAACGAGUUUAUACCAAGCCAAAAGGCAAGCAGCCAGAUUAUUCUACGCCGGUAGUUCUUAGGAAGAAUGCUUCCACAGUGGAAGAUUUUUGUAAUCAAAUCCAUAGAUCCAUCCUUGAGCAAUUCAAGCAUGCCAUUGUCUACGGCCGCUCUGUGAAGCACCAACCUCAACGGGUGGGUCUGCAGCAUGAAUUGGCAGAUGAGGAUAUCGUCACUAUUGUCAAAAAGUGA